ACUUCCAAGUCUGGGCACCACUGAAAGAACCUGAAAAGGAUUUGGCCUUUUCUUAUCUUUUUGAAGACUAGUAACAACAACAAAAGCUUAGUGCUGAACACCUGAUUCUAAACUGAUGCUAUCGACACUAUGGCUGUAGGAGAAAAAGGGUUGGGGAAGGAAGUCUCCUCUCUAAAGGAAGACAUCUGGGAAAGAAGUAUCAACAAUUUCAAAGAGAAUUUUUGGGACAAAUACAUGUAGUAACUUCCCCGUGAGCUACGUGAAGGCUCAUCAGUACACAGAAGCCAGUUUCACAAAGCAAUUACAGAUUCUGAUGACGCAGCUAAAUACCGAAGAUGAGAAACAGAUUCCAUACAGAGCUGUCCUGUACGCUUAUACUCUUGAAAAAGCAGACAUCAGUUGAUAUAUAGGUUACCUAUACAAAUAACACAUUUUAAGAAGUUAAACUCCAAGGAACCGUUAGGUGGAAAUACUUUGCAGUCCGACUGGUUUAAUUGAAGCAGAAGUUGUAAGGAAGUCACGUCCAUUUACAUUUUGCCUGUGACUAUUGUAUAAACCUUUUAAAGAAAUAAAUGUCAGAAUUGGACAGCAGUUCAUCUUUAAUUGUGUAGUAUAUAAUUAGGGAAAAAGUGUGGUCUGGAGCCAUUAUGUGUGUGGACUUUUUCUCUUUUUUUGGAUUUCCAGAAGUCCCAGCUGUUUCAUUCUUUCUGUUGAUAAUUUUCUUUUUAGUAAGGCUGGAUUUACUUUGACUCUGCAGUCCUUUAGUUAAAGUAGUUUCACAUGAAGAGAGCGAAACUUUUGGAAUCUUUCAGUUUCUCUGCUGAGCCCAGAGAUUAACAUUCAUCAUGCUGAGAUUCGGGCAGCACAUCAUCAAGCCCUCCGUGGUCUUCCUGAAGACUGAACUCUCCUUUGCUCUUGUGAACCGCAAGCCGGUGGUCCCAGGCCAUGUCCUUGUUUGCCCGCUGCGUCCGGUGGAGCGUUUCCGCGACCUUUGUCCUGAGGAGGUGGCUGAUCUGUUUCGUAUGGCGCAAAGGGUUGGCAACGUGGUGGAGAAACACUUUGGUGCCACUUCACUCACCAUUUCAAUUCAGGAUGGCCCUGAAGCUGGACAAACUGUGAAGCAUGUCCACGUCCAUGUCCUCCCAAGGAGGGUAGGAGACUUCAGCAGGAAUGACGAUGUCUACGAGGAGAGAAAUGGGAUCAGCCCAGCUAUAGGAACAAAUCAGAAGUGGUUUGAAGAGUUCCCGUUAAGGGCAGCCAUUCCUCAUGAUCAUAUCCAUGUCCUUUACACCUAGACUUUGUCUGGAAGGUAA
Molecule: messenger RNA, 1313 nt
Organism: Cygnus atratus (black swan)
Lineage: Eukaryota; Metazoa; Chordata; Aves; Anseriformes; Anatidae
Gene: FHIT
Product: fragile histidine triad diadenosine triphosphatase
Exons: 11
Coding region: 846-1295 (149 amino acids)
Biological process (GO): intrinsic apoptotic signaling pathway by p53 class mediator; diadenosine triphosphate catabolic process; purine nucleotide metabolic process
Cellular component (GO): cytoplasm; plasma membrane; nucleus
Molecular function (GO): bis(5'-adenosyl)-triphosphatase activity; ubiquitin protein ligase binding
Source: RefSeq, a predicted model, not a curated record